This is a messenger RNA of Nelumbo nucifera (sacred lotus), 2195 nucleotides long. RefSeq names its product Metallopeptidase M24 family protein. NCBI's taxonomy places the organism in Eukaryota, Viridiplantae, Streptophyta, Magnoliopsida, Proteales, Nelumbonaceae. Gene Ontology annotation, molecular function: metalloaminopeptidase activity; manganese ion binding. Gene Ontology annotation, cellular component: mitochondrion. Gene Ontology annotation, biological process: proteolysis. The record is from RefSeq and is a predicted model, not a curated record.
AAUCCCAACAUAAUCAAAAUUUUGAUUUUUUUUUGGUAGAAAUCAAAGUUUGGAUCAGCAUUACCUACGUUUCGAUCCGAUCCGUUUACAGCCCUAUACAAGUCUACAAGUACAAAUACAAAGUAGAAGAAUCGAUAAAAAAGGAGAGAGAAAGGGGGUUGGUAACUGGUAAGGGGGCAGCGAGAAGCUGGAAGCAAGAAUGCAGCGGUUGAGAGGAAACCUACUACGGAGGUUCUCGUUGAAACAACCUACUGGAUUGAGUGGAAUUUGCACAUCUUCUACCAGGAAAAUCUUUGAUGCGGGACAGCCAACUGCCACAUCUCAUCCUCAGUUGGUAAAGGAAGGAGAGAUUACGCCGGGCAUCACUUGUGAUGAGUACAUCUCUAGGAGGCAAAGAUUGUUGGAGUUACUUCCGAAAAAUAGUGCAGCCAUCAUUGCAGCUGCUCCAGUAAAGAUGAUGACUGAUGUUGUGCCUUACCCAUUCAGACAGGAUGCUGACUAUUUUUAUAUAACUGGUUGCCAGCAACCUGGUGGAAUAGCAGUUUUAGGACAUGAGUGUGGUUUAUGCAUGUUCAUGCCAGAAUCAGAUGCUCAAGAUGUUAUUUGGCAAGGAGAAAUUGCUGGGGUUGAUGCAGCUUUGGAAACAUUUAGGGCAGAAAAGGCAUUUCCAAUGAGUAGAAUGCAUGAAAUACUUCCAGAUAUUAUCAGAAGAUCAUCCAAAUUGUUCCAUAAUGUGAAGACAGCUGUACCAGCUUAUAUGGAUUUGGAUGCGUUUUGCAAGGCAGCUUACAAUGGAAAUGUGAAAGAUCUUUCGGUUUAUACCGAUGAACUUAGAUGGAUAAAAUCACCAUCAGAACAAAAGCUAAUGAGAGAAUCUGCAUCAAUUGCAUGCCAGGCCCUACUACAGACAAUGUUACUUUCAAAGGCAUUACCAGAUGAGGGUAUUCUAGCAGCUAAGGUUGAGUAUGAAUGUAAAAUGAGGGGUGCACAAAGAAUGGCGUUCAACCCCGUGGUUGGUGGUGGGCCAAAUGGUAGUGUUAUACACUAUUCUCGAAAUGAUCAGAAGAUCAGUGAUGGUGACCUUGUCCUAAUGGAUAUUGGCUGUGAGUUGCAUGGUUAUCUUAGUGACCUUACCCGUACCUGGCCACCGUGUGGCAACUUUUCUUCAGCUCAGGAAGAGCUAUAUGAUUUAAUCCUAGAGACCAAUAAGGAGUGUGUGAAGCUCUGCAAACCUGGUACAAGCAUUCGUGAGAUACAUAACCACUCGGUUGAAAUGCUGCAAACAGGACUUAAAGAGGUUGGAAUCUUGAAAGAUGGUAGAAGCAAUUCUCGGACUUUCCACCAGUUGAACCCAACAUCUAUAGGUCACUAUCUGGGAAUGGAUGUUCACGAUUGCUCCAUGGUUAGCAAUGACCGUCCUCUGAAGCCAGGUGUUGUGAUAACAAUUGAGCCAGGAGUUUAUAUCCCAUCCUCCUUUGAUGGUCCAAAGAGGUACCAAGGCAUUGGAAUAAGAAUCGAGGAUGAAGUCCUGAUAACUGAAACCGGACAUGAGGUCCUUACUGGAUCAAUGCCCAAGGAGGUUCAACACAUCAAAUCUUUGCUAAACAACUACUCCUGUGAUGAAAGGAUGGAAACUAACAAUGACUCGAGGGUUGCAUUCAGGUAAAGAUCCUACGUUAGUUUCCAACUAAUAAUGACUCGAGUGCAUUUGUAAAGGAGUUGGGACAGAAGGAUUGUUAAGCAACAAAUUGGCUGCACAGAAGCACAUUUGUAGUCUGAUACUUCGAUCCUUCAAGUUGAUAAAGGGAAGACGUACCUUUAUCCAAUGCAACUUGCUGAAGGUGUGGACAGCAAGUACUUCAAUCUGUUACUUGGAUUUACCAAAAGAACAAAUUGUUACUAUGUUAUAAAAAAAUGUUGUUACCAAAGGAAACGCCUAGCUUAAGAUGAUACCAUGCAAGGGGGCGCUUAUGAUCCCGACUACUGUACUGAAUCUCCAAUUUAUCUACAUGUACGGUCCUUUUUUUUUGUUUUUUAUGCACAGAUAUUCAAGACGAAGCAUUUGGUAGAGGGUAGUCUGGGUUUAGCAAUAAUCUCUUGUUAUCGUCUCUGCUUGGUUAGAUAAGAUGACAUUCUCUAUCUUCAAUUUUGUCUAUUCGACAUUACAGUAAAUUAAAUCCAUUCAUAUUUUCCAA